Messenger RNA from Knipowitschia caucasica, 498 nucleotides. The record is from the annotation of a GenBank genome assembly. Lineage: Eukaryota; Metazoa; Chordata; Actinopteri; Gobiiformes; Gobiidae.
AUGGUAAUGAACCAACCUGACAUCGUGGUGGUGGACAAAGGGCAGAGGACAGCCGUGGUGGUAGACAAAGGGCAGAGGACAGCCGUGGUGGUGGACAAAGGGCAGAGGACAGCCGUGGUGGUGGACAAAGGGCAGAGGACAGCCGUGGUGGUGGACAAAGGGCAGAGGACAGCCGUGGUGGUGGACAAAGGGCAGAGGACAGCCGUGGUGGUGGACAAAGGGCAGAGGACAGCCGUGGUGGUGGACAAAGGGCAGAGGACAGCCGUGGUGGUGGACAAAGGGCAGAGGACAGCCGUGGUGGUGGACAAAGGGCAGAGGACAGCCGUGGUGGUGGACAAAGGGCAGAGGACAGCCGUGGUGGUGGACAAAGGGCAGAGGACAGCCGUGGUGGUGGACAAAGGGCAGAGGACAGCCGUGGUGGUGGACAAAGGGCAGAGGACAGCCGUGGUGGUGGACGUGGCAAUUCCAAGCGAUGGGCAGGAGCACCAGCAGGAGUAG